GAACACUGUUGAUAUGCAAGUAUUGAAGAAGGGGGAGGUCAACCUCGGAACUUCCAUCAUGGCGGUUCAGUUCACGGACGGUGUGGUCAUUGGCGCGGACAGUCGCACAACGACCGGCAGCUACAUUGCCAACCGUGUUACUGAUAAAUUGACAUAUGUGCAUGACCGGGUAUAUUGCUGCCGCUCGGGUUCUGCUGCAGACACCCAAGCUGUGGCGGACAUCGUCCAUUACUACCUGCAGAUGUAUAUGCAGCAAUAUGGGAGCGCACCACCUGUUCAUGCCGCUGCUGAGCUCUUCCAAAAACUGUGUUACGAGAACAAGGACAACCUCUCUGCCGGCAUCAUCGUCGCUGGGUGGGACAAGGAGGUCGGGCCAAGUGUGUACAACAUCCCCCUGGGCGGAGGGCUGUUCAGGCAACCAUGGGCAAUUGGAGGAUCUGGUUCGACCUACGUAUAUGGAUACUGUGAUGCUACCUACCAGGAGGGGUGGAACCGAGACCAGACAGUGGAGUUUGUAAGGAAUACGCUUUCUCUGGCCAUGUCCCGCGAUGGCUCGUCUGGAGGUGUGAUCCGUAUGUGCGUGAUCACGAAAGAGGGUGUUGAGCGCUUAUUCGUGCCUGGCAACGAGCUGCCACGCUUCUGGGAGGGCAAGGAAGUGCUCGGGCCUGCGAAGGGUGUUGCACUGGCAGUUGAUGCCAUGGCGGUCGAGGCAUAGACACGGUUGUAAUAACACUCAAUCCGCAUCAUCUC
Molecule: messenger RNA, 750 nt
Organism: Dacryopinax primogenitus
Lineage: Eukaryota; Fungi; Basidiomycota; Dacrymycetes; Dacrymycetales; Dacrymycetaceae
Product: 20S proteasome subunit
Exons: 6
Coding region: 14-715 (233 amino acids)
Cellular component (GO): proteasome core complex
Molecular function (GO): threonine-type endopeptidase activity
Source: RefSeq, a predicted model, not a curated record